Molecule: messenger RNA, 927 nt
Organism: Parascedosporium putredinis
Lineage: Eukaryota; Fungi; Ascomycota; Sordariomycetes; Microascales; Microascaceae
Source: the annotation of a GenBank genome assembly
AUGGAGACGCUCGAGGCGAUACAAGCACGGCACCGCAAGGAGAAGAAGGAGCUUCAGGGCCGUGUAACGAACAAGAAGAAGAACACGACGAAGAAGACGCGGAAAGGAGUGAAUGAAGAAUGUGCGGAGCUAGAGCGCCAACUUGCCGAGAGGCAUGCCAGCGAAAUUGCGGCGGUCACGGGUUCUGGUGACACGAAUAAGGUGCCGGAAAAGACGGAGGACGCCGGAGACGAAGCGGGCGACGUGGCGGAUCAGAUUGCCAAGGCUACGAUCGAGGACGCCGCCGAAGCAGCGGGAGAAGCAGGGACAUGGGAAAAAGCGCAACCGGCAAAGGAGCGGCUCGCGCGGCGCGCGGCAGAGCAAGCCGCCCUCGCCGAGGCGGCGGAAUCGGAAACGGUGGACAUGGUGGACCACAAGGCCAUCGAGCGAGCCGCGAUGGAGGGGACGUUCCGCGCCCACUCGCUCCUCGAGAGGGAGAUUCGGCCCGACGGACACUGCCUGUUCAGCGCGGUGGCGGACCAGCUGGAGCAAGACGGGAUCGCGCUGUCGUCGGCGGGCAAGCACGCGGCGGACGCGGCGGCGGCGGCGGCGGCGGGCAAGGCGCCCGGAUACAAGGUGGUGCGGGCAGCGGCGGCGGGCUGGAUCGAGGACCACGCCGACGACUUUGCGCCGUUUCUCGAGGAGGACGUGGCGAGCUACGCGGCCAAGAUGCGGGAUACGGCGGAGUGGGGUGGGCAGGUGGAGCUGAUGGCGCUCGCGAACGCGUACGGCGUGCGCAUCAACGUGGUGCAGAACGGGGCCACGGAGAAGAUUCAGCCCUCGGAGGGAGGGGACGACGGGGAUGACGCGCGCCAUAUUUGGCUCGCGUACUACAGGCACGGAUACGGUCUGGGGGAGCACUAUAAUUCGUUGAGGAAAGCUCGAUGA